AUGAGCGGGAGGACGCCCCCCAGGGAGCGGCUCACCUGAGGCCCCAGCAUGCAGGCCUGCCCUCCGGGGCCCAGCAGCUGGACCAGGUGAAGGCGGAGUAUGCCCGCCUCAGCCUCGUGCUCGCCGCCGUGACCCGAGAGCGCGACCUGGCCGUGUGGGAGAAGUGCCUGCUGCGAGCCAAGCUGGAGAACCUAGAACAGGUCCUCAAGCACAUGCGAGAGGCUGCUGAGAGGCGGCAGCAGCUGGAGUUGGAGCAUGAGCAGGCCCUGGCUGCUCUCAACGCCAAGCAGCAGGAGAUCGACCUUCUGCAGAAGGCUCAGGUUGAAGCUAAGAAGCAGCAUGAAGGCGCCGUGCAGCUGCUAGAGAACACCUUGGAGAGCAUGCAGUGCAAGGUGCGGGAGCUGGAGGACAAGUGCCGGGCGCAGAGCGAGCAGUUCAGCCUGCUGUCGCGGGACCUGGAGCGGUUCCGGCAGCACGCCGGCAAGAUUGACCUGCUGGGCGGCGGCCCCGGGACCUCCCUGGACGUCCCCUCGCCCCCCGGCAAGCCCUUCCCGCGGUUCAUGAACGGCCUGGCCCCCUCCAUCGGCUCAGGCCAGGAGAGCGCCUUCGGAAGCCGCACUGCCGCCGGGGACUACGUCCGGCCCCUGCCGCUGCCCGGGGACAGGCCGGAGCCGCUGUCCGUCAGGCCCACCUUCCUGUCGAGAUCGGGAAGCCCGAGAUGCAGACUUGAGUCAGACAUGGACAAUGAGCGGAACGCCAACCCCUCCAGGCAGAGGUACUUGGGGAAGGUGCACCUGUGUGUCGCCCGCUACAGCUACAACCCCUUCGACGGCCCCAAUGAGAACCCGGAGGCCGAGCUGCCGCUCACGGCGGGGAAGUACCUGUACGUGUAUGGGGACAUGGACGAGGACGGCUUCUACGAAGGGGAGCUCCCGGACGGGCAGCGGGGCCUGGUGCCCUCCAACUUCGUGGAUUUUGUCCAGGACAGCGAGUCCCGAUUAAGUGCCCUGGGGACCGAGCUGGGCCGGAACCUCAUCAACCACGCCGGCCUGGGCCUGGACGGGGAGAGCAUCCUGGACCUGAACUCGCCCACGCCCCUGGACGCGGGCGUCCCCGACGACGGCGUGGGGACGCUGGACGUGAACAUCGACGACGUCGGAGAAGACAUCGUGCCUUACCCCCGGAAAAUCACCCUCAUCAAGCAACUCGCCAGAAGUGUCAUUGUGGGCUGGGAGCCCCCGGCCGUGCCGCCGGGCUGGGGCGCCGUGGGCGGCUACACCGUGCUGGUGGACCAGGAGCCGCGCCUGCGCCUCCCGCUCGCGGGCAGGACUAAGGCCCUCAUCGAGAAGCUGAACGUGGCGGCCUGCACCCACCGCGUGUCCGUGCAGUGCGUGACGAGCCGGGGCAGCUCGGACCAGCUGCGCUGCACGCUGCUCGUGGGCAAGGACGUGGUGGUGGCCCCCUCCCAGCUGAGGGUGGACGGCAUCACCCAGGUCUCCGCCCGGCUCUCCUGGCUGCCCACCAACAGCAACUACAGCCACGUCAUCUUCCUCAACGAGGACGAGCUGGACGUGGUCCAGGCGGCCCGGUACCAGUACCAGUUCCUCAGCCUCAGGCCCAACACGGCCUACAAGGUCAAGGUCCUGGCCAGGCCCCACCAGAUGCCGUGGCAGCUGCCCCUGGAGCAGAGGGAGAAGAAGGAGGCCUUCGUGGAGUUCUCCACGCUGCCCGCAGGCCCUCCGGCUCCCCCCCAAGAUGUCACGGUCCACGCAGGGGCCACACCAGGGACCGUCCACGUCUCCUGGAAGCCGCCGGCCCUGACCGCCACCGGGCUGUCCAAUGGGGCCAACGUCACGGGCUACGGCGUGUACGCGAACGGGCAGAGGGUGGCCGAGGUCAUCGCCCCCAUGGCGGACGGCACGGCCGUGGAGCUGGUGCGGCUGCGGAGCCUGGACGCCAAGGGAGUGACCGUGCGGACCCUCUCUGCCCAGGGCGAGUCCGUGGACUCCGCCCUUGCCGCCGUCCCCCCCGACCUCCUGGUGCCUCCAGCCCCCCCAAGAACUGCUCCCACACCGAAGCCAUUAGCAAGUGCCGGAGUCCCCGAUACCAAAGAUGACCGCCUGGGCCCCUGCGUCAAGGUGGACGAGGCCUGGGAGCAGGGCCGGGCGCCCCCCCACGGGCACGGGCUGGAGCCCCCUGGCCUGCAGGGGGGGCGGUCGCCUUCGCCCAGCCGGACCCUCCCGCAGCCCCAGGGGGCCCCCGUGUCCACCUCCGUCGCCAAGGCCAUGGCCCGGGAAGCCGCACAGAGAGUGGCCGAGAGCAGCAGGCUAGAGAAAAGGAGCGUCUUCCUGGAGAGGGGCGGCCCGUAUGCCAACUCAGAUGAGGAGGACGGGGACGAGUGUCCAGAUGUCAGGCGGAGGGGUGCCUCGGUGGACGACUUCCUGAAGGGCUCCGAGCUCGGCAAGCCGCCCCACUGUUGCCAUGGAGACGAGUACCACACGGAGAGCAGCCGCGGCUCUGACCUCUCGGACAUCAUGGAGGAGGACGAGGAGGAGCUGUGUUCGGAGAUGCAGCUGGAGGGCGGGGGCCGGCGGCGGCCCAGCGGCACGUCCCACAAUGCCCUCAAGAUUCUAGGCAACCCCGCGUCUGCAGGACGGGCCGACCGGCCGGACUCCGUGGGCCGCAGGUUUCCGCACGGCGGCGCCGGCCCCCAGAGGUCCCGGCCAGGGACGGGCCCCUCCACCAUCGAUGAGUACGGCGACCGAGACCGGCUCUCCCCCGACUUCUACGAGGAGUCCGAGACCGACCCCGGCGCCGAGGAGCCCCCGGCCCGCAUCUUUGUGGCCCUGUUUGACUACGACCCCCUGAGCAUGUCCCCGAACCCCGACGCUGCGGAGGAGGAGCUGCCCUUCAAGGAGGGGCAGAUCAUCAAGGUCUACGGGGACAAGGACGCCGACGGCUUCUACCGCGGCGAGACGUGCGCGCGGUCCGGCCUCAUUCCCUGCAACAUGGUCUCCGAGAUCCACGCCGACGACGAGGAGAUGAUGGAGCAGCUCUUCAGACAGGGCUUCCUCCCUCUCAACACGCCCGUGGAGAAGCUGGCAGAGCGGACCAGAAGAGGCGGCAGGCAGCACCCCGUGCCCACGCGCAGGAUGGUGGCCCUGUACGACUACGACCCGAGGGAGAGCUCACCCAACAUCGACGUGGAGGCGGAGCUCACCUUCUGCACAGGCGACAUCAUCUCCGUGUUCGGGGACAUUGAUGAAGACGGGUUUUACUAUGGGGAGCUCAGUGGGCAGAAAGGCCUGGUGCCCUCGAACUUCCUGGAAGAAGUGCCUGACGACGUGGAGGUCUACCUCUCGGACGCCCCCUCCCCCCACGCGCGGGACACGCCGGCGCGCGCCAAGGCCAAGCGGGUUCCUCCCGAGGGGUCGGGGACAGCAAGGAGAGCGCCGUCCCCCACGGCCCACCUCCACGCGGGGUCACCUGCGUCGUCUCUGGGUACUGGGAGUCCCGGGAGAGGCAGGGAAAUGUCCUCGAGAAAGAAAAAGGGGCUGCUUUUCAAGGGCAAGAGACUGCUGAAAAAGCUGGGCGCGGUGAAGUGACCACGGCUGCGACGGCUCCGACCCCCGCGGGUCUGUGACCCCAGACGAGGGCUCUCACCACUGCUCUCCCAGGACCCCCCCCCCCCCGACCCCGCGGCGGGCGCUGCCCCUCCGCCCACCCGCCUCAGAGGCUGCGGCCCCCUGGCGGUCACCGCCCAGGUCUCGUGGGAGGGCCCCCCGACGGGCCAGACCCCGGCAGCCCCCACACCGGGCCCUAGUCUUUGUGCACUUGUCGUCUGCCCUAUGGGAGCGGCUCCCCCCUCCUCCCUCCCCAGUGCUUGCCCCACGCGCGGGACUGUCACCGAACUCUGGUCCUGAGGCCUCUAGUCGGGCCGCCUUGGUGUUCUGCCUUACUCCUGCACAACGGUUUGUACUGUCUAAUAAAACUUCGCUGUCCGC
Molecule: messenger RNA, 4004 nt
Organism: Phyllostomus discolor (pale spear-nosed bat)
Lineage: Eukaryota; Metazoa; Chordata; Mammalia; Chiroptera; Phyllostomidae
Gene: RIMBP2
Product: RIMS binding protein 2
Exons: 21
Coding region: 213-3605 (1130 amino acids)
Biological process (GO): neuromuscular synaptic transmission
Molecular function (GO): protein binding
Source: RefSeq, a predicted model, not a curated record